GGGUGUCGGUGCUUUUUAGUGCUCGUGCACUGGAGUAAUGCUGUCGUGGAAGUAAAGCUCCGCUUUGCAAAGUCUGCUUUUAAUUUUGUGCGUUUUCUGUGAAAUGCUUUCACAUAUUUUAAAUUCCCCGCCUCCAUUUUUUUCCGUCCUUCUGUUUUGCUGUUUAACUACGUUCUUCCUCGAGUGCAGUUUUGGCAGACGUUAUUAGGCGGUACUGCCCCCAUAGCUUCCUGUAGCGUAUUGCAGUUAGAAAAGCGCAUUUAUUACGUGGUUUUACAAUAUGAUGAAUCGACGAGUUUUUAUAGUUGAUGUCAUUGAUUAUGGAGACGAAUCGUUGCAGCCCUGCUCUCUUCCCCUGGACCUGAGCAUCCCCAGAACACCUGGCACAGGAGUUGCACACAGGGCUUUCUAGUCAGAUGCUUGAACUACUCAGUUGGCUCCCUAGGUGUGGAGGAGUAGGAGCUAUACACUGAGUACCUCCCAAACUACCAAACCCCCCACCCAGUCUCUAAGGAAGAAGCCAACCACCUCUGCUUCCUCAGCGGGAUCCUCCUAGUAAUCCUUCCACCGCUCGAUGUUGGCAGCACACCAUCCCCACUAUGCACCACCAAAGUACCACUUUCCCCUCUGGCAGUUUCCAGAAUCACUUUGACGCUGAUGAAAAUACUUUUUUUUCCAUUUCCUUGCCAACUCAACUACAACAUCAGGUGUUUAAAAUAGUAAUUCUGGGUAGUCUACAGGUCAAUAGUACAUCUGCUGCAAAAUAUUAAGUACUCAGUACAGUUUUUUCUUUAACCUAUUCUCAAUUUUAAAGCUCACACACUAAAUCCUUCGAUAGUAUAGGAUACACUUUACUACUACACUUCUUUUUAAACGUUUUUUUUAAGACAAUCUGUUUGAAUUCUUAUUCAAAGUAAGGCCAACACAUUAAAAUUGACAACAGAAGAUAUCACUUCUGCAUGAACUUUUCCUGCUGUUUUGUGUGUUAGUAAGACGAGACUCAGCUUUUCCUGUGAAAAAACAUGCCCUUUUAGAUGCAUAUUGAAGUACUAGUACUUUUUUGUGCACUUACAUUUAAAACUGUUUCCUUAACAAUGAUUUCAGUUCUUUCCAACAAUUAUUAACUGGUGCCAAAGGGCUCUGAGAGGAAAUUAUAGAGGAGAUGUUUUUGUGUUUGUUUUUGCGCUGACAGUCUGUGACAAGGAAACAAAGUUGUGAAAAGAGGUGGGCUUUGUGGGUUCCAUCAUUGCUGUAAACAGAAGUAACACACUGAUGGCUUUGAUGGUGUUGCAUUAAGCUUAAGACUAUACAAUGUUUUUCUUGAUGGUACUGGCGCUGCUGUUCUGCACUGAGGCACAAGGCCUCCGAAACGUGUUUCUACUUCAUGGAAGUGAUUUACACCUAGAUGUAAAGAAAUCUGUUGUACUUGACAAAAAGACUGACUUUUUCUGGAAGUAUAAUAUUACUAAUUAUGUUGGUAAAAUUAGUUAUUAUAAAGAAGCAAUAUUGUUUGACAGUUAUGAAGGAAGAGCUGAGGUCUUUGGACAAAAUUUCUCUUUGGUAUUAAAGAAUGUAAAACACAGCGACUGUGGAGAUUAUGCUGCAGUUGUGGUUGGAGGACAAGAGCAAAGUAUAGCUGAAUACAAGGUCAUAGUCCAAGAUCCAGUAUCUCGUGCUGAGCUGACAGUGGACCAUCUUUCCAGCAGUUCAGACUCCUGUAACCUCACUGUGACCUGCAGCACAUUGGAGUUUAACAUCAGCAGCAUUUUUAGAUGUGAUGCCCAAAACUGCCUGCAAGUGGAAGAAAAGAGCUUAAACGUCUCAAAAUAUUUUUCUUCUCUGACUGUUUACUUGCAGCAAGAUACCAUCUUUUGUAAUCAUAGCAACAAAGUGAGCUGGAAAGCGAACAAGAAGGUGAUCAAGCCGUACUGUGAAACAAAAUCAGGUUCAGAUGGGAUCUCUGUCUGUGUGGUGAAGACAGUCGUGUUCUCUGUUGGUCUGAUUAUCAUGGUGAUUGCUGUCAUCAGUGUGCAUCUCAUGGAGAAGAAAAAGAAGCAAAAAUAAACCUUUCUAAUGUAUAUAAAGCUCAGUCUUAUGUAGAAAACUUCUGUGCUUGUUUGUUUUUUCACUUGUUUUGGUUAAAAAAUAAAUCCCUGUUUCUUUAUCUUAUACAAUGAAAACACAAAGUUGUGCAUAAGAAAUGUAACAAUGCACUCAAGCCAACAUCAUACGGUACAUUUAAAGACAAGAAAACAUUCAUGAUUAUUUAUUAGUUAAACCCAUCAUGAAACUGUUUGAGGAUUUGCUCCUGAGGCAAAUGUGUUUCUCAAACCUCACCAGAAGAGGGCAGUGUGUUACUUUUGAGCUGGUCUGCCCACCUGUCCAACACGAUUACCAAGUGAUUGAAUUCCUCUGUGCAAUUUCACAAUGCAAGAAAUGAAGGCCGUCACCUCCCCGUGGAAAGACCAAAACAUUAACAUAUUACCAGCUGACGAAGGGAGGUGCACUGUUGUAUUCAGCUCAGCUGAUUAUCUUCCCACGAUUACUACACUCCUCAGUGACAAUACCUAUGAGAGCCCACAAGCAUUAACUUGCAUAGGAUAAAGCCAUUGACUGCUCUAAGUAUAACCAUCUGUACCCAGGGGAUGCUAUAGCCUGUGUAUAUGGACUUAUAAAGAUCCACAAAGAAGGUGUACCACUCAGACUCAUAAUUAGCAGAAUAAACUCAGCCACCAACAACAUUUCCUAGCACCGCGCCACUAUCGGAGCUACUGUAGGAUGUUUUCCCUCCAAUCAGAUUUGCUGUUAGAACUCUGCCUUUGCACCACUCAUUUUAAAUACAACAAGGGUUUUUACUGACAAAAGUGCCACUCAUUGUAAGUAGCCUUGACACGGAGGAAGUGAAAGUAGAUCUUUGGGCUCUUUCACAGUGACAGCACCUAGCCACCGGUACAGAUGUGGAGGAAACCUGGGUUAAAACCAAAACCCAAGAAGUAGAAGCCUUCGCUGUUCACAUCAACUCAGUGGAUAGAAACAUGAAAUUCACCAGGGAAAAUAGAAGGGACAACUGUUUGCCUUUUGAUCAGUAUGUUAAAUGAAUAGUAAAAGAGACUGUUCUAAUGUCUGAAUUUUGUGUGUCUGUGUGUACAUGAUCAGGGAAAGGACUGAGGCAGCAAACUGAACCACAACUUCUUUGGGGUAUACUGUAGUUCUUAACAGCCACAAACUAAACCUUGCGUGAAAUGUGAUAAAUGUGAUAUAUGCAUUUAAUAUUUACUUUCUGAACUAUAGUAAUAAUCUUUUAUUCAUCUCCUUCAGUUGUAAGGAGUUAGCAUGUAGAUGUAACAAGCAAUGUUAUAAUAUACUGCAUGUACUGUUUCAUACAGCAUGCAGGGUGUGUUGCAUUUACGUUUUACAGUCUGUCUUUAAAGGAAGUUCAGUCAAGCAGAGACUUCCUGUCUGCAUAAAGUUGGGUUUAAAUACACCUACACAUCUCUCUGUUUGACGUUUCACUUUGUGCUUGCUGUUGUACCUGUGUGUAGAGUGCAGUACAAAUACUUGUCACUCACCUAACAGUCAUUACUGCACAUGAAUCUGCUUAAUGUUACUACCAUGAUUUUACAACAAUAUAUCUCUGAUAAUUUAUUGGGUCAAGGUUGCCCUCUCUCACAACGAGUCGAUAAAUACCAGCCGCAGUGCUAACUUUGUCAAUUAAUCAGAGAGUGCCAGAGGAGGGUUGCUGAGUAGAGUGCUUUUUGUUCUUGAGGAGGCGGAGGAAACAGACAUAAAGAGAGUGAAAGAAACUUAGUAGAAGGAAUCAGCAACAGACUCUGUGUUUGCAGAAAUCAACGGUUCCAUUUUUAGAUCUGAUUCUUGAAAAUCAAAAAGCCAAUCAGGUAAAAAGACUUGAAAUGUUUAUGAAAAUAUGAAGUUCUAACUUCACAACAGACAAUGACAGAAAUCCUUUAAAUAAGAUGAGUUUUUCUUGUCGUUUUUUGGUACAAGUAUAUUCCUGUACAAGAGAAAUAAAGAGAAACUCAGACUUCAUGAAACAACUGACAUCAGUAUUGUAAUAUAUCUCAGUUUGGCUGGUAAAAGG
Messenger RNA from Haplochromis burtoni (Burton's mouthbrooder), 4099 nucleotides. RefSeq lists its product as uncharacterized. The record is from RefSeq and is a predicted model, not a curated record. Lineage: Eukaryota; Metazoa; Chordata; Actinopteri; Cichliformes; Cichlidae. The transcript is spliced from 4 exons. The coding region runs from base 1312 to 2064 and encodes 250 amino acids.